This is a messenger RNA of Dermacentor silvarum, 2153 nucleotides long. RefSeq names its product NAD-dependent protein deacylase sirtuin-5, mitochondrial-like (gene Sirt4). Gene Ontology annotation, molecular function: protein-succinyllysine desuccinylase activity; protein-malonyllysine demalonylase activity; NAD+ binding. Lineage: Eukaryota; Metazoa; Arthropoda; Arachnida; Ixodida; Ixodidae. The record is from RefSeq and is a predicted model, not a curated record.
UAACAAAGCUCGCUCCCUUGCCACUGUCACGGUAUGCAGAUUAUGCAAAUAUUCCUGACGCGGAGUUGUAUGCAGCGUACGAAUUGCAUGUAUCGCUAGGUGAUAGACUAUUUGGUGUCGUCGUCUUGCGGAUGGCGUCACGUGUGAUGCUAAGACGAGCUCUGAGCUUCACGGGCGGAUUGAUGUCUCGAGCCAACACCAUGGCGAAGGCACGCAGGCAACCCAGUUCAGACAUGGCAGCAUUUCGCGAAGUGUUUAAAUCGGCCCGGCACGUAGUCGCACUUACAGGAGCCGGUAUUAGUGCCGAGAGCGGCGUGCCUACGUUCCGUGGUGCUGGAGGCCUCUGGCGAAAGUAUAAUGCGCAGGAUCUUGCUACACCAACUGCUUUCUUGGCUAAUCCAUCUCUGGUUUGGGAGUUCUACCACUACCGACGAGAUCUAGUGCUACAUAAAAAGCCAAAUGCGGCACACAAAGCUUUAGCAGAAGCUGAAAGUCACUUUGAGAAAGCAGGACGGACAUUUGUUGUGAUCACUCAAAACAUUGAUGAACUGCACAGGGCAGCUGGAACCAAAAACUUGUUGGAACUGCAUGGGACUUUGUUCAAGACCAGGUGCACAAAGUGUGGGUACGUAGACGUCAACAAGGACAAUCCCAUCACUCCUGCCCUUGCCGGCAAAGGGGCUCCCGAUCCUGAUGCUCCUGAGGCUGCCAUACCGCUGGGUGAAUUGCCGAGGUGCAAGAAAUGCACUGGACUGCUGAGGCCGCAUGUUGUUUGGUUUGGAGAGUCAUUAGAGCCAGACGUUCUUGCCAAGGCAAAUGUUGAACUUGAGCGGUGUGACCUCUGCCUAGUGAUUGGCACUUCAUCUGUAGUAUACCCGGCAGCAAUGUUUGCUCCUGAAGUUGCUGCUCGGGGUGUUCCUGUUGCGGAGUUUAAUCUGGAAUCUACUCCUGGCACUGAAAACUUCGGGUUUCAUUUUGAUGGGCCCUGUGGCACUACACUACCCAAGGCUCUGGCUUUGUAAAGUUUAUUUAAGUCUUUACAGGAGAUGGACACAGCACUCUCAAAGCUAAUGCAAGCACACAUGGUGCUGGACUGUCUGUACUGUGAAGUUCACGCAUGAGCACAUGAACGAAGCUUGAAGGUGGAAGUUGCAAGUUUACUGUGACGCUUGUUAAGGACUUGUGGUUUUCAGAAUGGCAGCUACUCUAGUGAGGUAAAGCAGUGGUUAAGAUUUGUGUGGCAAGUUAGAGCUUGAGAAGUGUACACCUGAAGGUCUUUGCAUGUUUAUUUUACAUUAAUACUAGUGCUCAGAGCUGCUAUGAUGUCUCACAGAUUGUUUGCAAGUAAGGUCAUACAGCUUUGUGUUGCUGGCAUAUCCUUACUUGUAGGCCAGGCUUAUGCAACACACACACUUUUGUGUCAAUAUGUUGGAAGCAUUCAAUUUGCAAUGCCUGUUGGUGUGGUACACAAUAGAUUGCAUUUGUUAAGAUACAUUUCCAUAUAGCAGGAGAGGGCAUUGUAAUGCUCGGCUAAUCUUACUUUUGUACCUAGUCUCUCUCUGUUGUUUCAUCUAACGGGCCAAACUUAGUCAUAUUGACAUUUCUAGCUUUUAUUUUAUGUGCACUGCAGUUAAUGCUGAUACUUAUUUUUCUACACAUUACUUCUUGCAGUGGUAUCACUGUCCUCACUUGGAAUACAAAGAAAUUGCGCCAUUUUAACUUUCCCAGUAGACCCUAUUUUGUUUUUCCCCUUUUUAACUGGGAUAGCCACGGUGCACUUCACUAGUGCAUGUCUUGCACACAUGAGCAAACAGAACUUGUUACAUAGCAUAAGCGUGGCAGAGGCAUUGCUGCAAGUUAUAGUAUGUCUUCAUUAUGUUUUUGAAAGUUAGUACUGGAUUCUUUGGCAAGUAGGCUAAUACAGCCUAUGCUAUUGUCAAAAGCAGUGCAAUCUCAGCACUCAUUCCAGGUUAAUGAAGCUAAUGGAGUGUAAUAUCACCAUUGAACAUGUACAAGAUUGUGAAAUGUUUUAUGAAAGUGGGUAUAAAAUGAAUGAGACAUGUAAUGCUUUUGAUACCUGUACUUUUUACAGCCAUGUGGAGAUGAAGUAAACAUGAUUGCAGCUUUCUCGUGGCAUUUUUUAUUCAGACAUC